CAGGUAUUUUUCUAUGUUAAGACUCAGAACCAGAGUCAAGCUGCCACGACGACAACAACGACGACAACCACUAGUGACACGCAGCCGACAACGACGGAGGCAAAAUCUGAGGAGAAGGCUGAAGAGCCGAAAAAGAGUGCUGCUGAUAUCGCAAAGGAAAUGUUGAAAUGGGCGAAGAAGCAGGAAAAGGCCACUAAAGUGCAGAUGUCCUUAAAACCACUAGUGAAGCCAUUGGAGACAAAAAGUGCAUUCGAUGCAGCUGGUGGAAGUGGGGCUAAUGUUGCGCAUAAAAUGCUUGAAAAGAGCCAACACGCCCUUGCACAUGUUAAUGACUCUGAUGAGGAGGAAGAAGGAUCAGGGGAUGAAAAGAAGAAGAACUCCACGGAUGAUGUCCAUGCCGCAGUCGAACAGUGCCAUUCUGUGGAUGAUGCUCCUGUACCACCAAGACGUCAUAUUCCAACAGCUCAAGAACAUCGUGAAAUGAUGGAACGAGCUUUAGUAGAUGAAGCAAAAAAAAUGUGUUUGUUAUGCAAGAGGGCAUUCCCUAGUGUUGACGUACUUCGCAAACAUGUAGAGAAGAGUGAACUACAUAAGAAGAACCUGCAAGAAAAACAAAUUGAAUGGGGAAGACAGUACGUAACAGCUAUGAUGGAAGGCCACGGAGAUCAAGCAUUACCUUUCCCACCACCACAAGAGCAGAAAAUUGUUUAUAGGGAUAGAGCUAAAGAGAGAAGAGAAGCAUUUGGAUUAGAUCCCGGAGUGUCAGAUUAUCGUAUGAACGAAUUCGGUGGACGUAGCGAAGAAGCGCUGCGAAAGGAGUCAGAAAUGGCAAUGAUGCGACCACUUGGUGCUGAUAAUAUAGGAAGUAGGCUACUGAAAGGAAUGGGGUGGAGAGAAGGAAUGGGUGUUGGAAGAAAUGGACAAGGUCGGUGA
This is a messenger RNA of Strongylus vulgaris, 933 nucleotides long. Lineage: Eukaryota; Metazoa; Nematoda; Chromadorea; Rhabditida; Strongylidae. The record is from the annotation of a GenBank genome assembly.